Molecule: messenger RNA, 993 nt
Organism: Cryptomeria japonica (Japanese cedar)
Lineage: Eukaryota; Viridiplantae; Streptophyta; Pinopsida; Cupressales; Cupressaceae
Product: taxadien-5-alpha-ol O-acetyltransferase-like
Exons: 3
Coding region: 1-993 (330 amino acids)
Source: RefSeq, a predicted model, not a curated record
AUGGAGAAGUUAAAUGUAAAGAAGUCUGAGCCACUCAUGGUGGCUCCCUUUCUACCAUCACCCAAAGCUAUCCUUUCUCUCUCCUCCAUUGACAACCUAUUUAGAGGAACCAGUUUCAAUUCCUUGUUAGUCUAUAAUGCCCACCACAGUAUUUCAGAAGAUCCUCUCAAUAUAAUUCAAAAGGCUCUGUCUAAGGUGUUGGUGUAUUAUUUUCCUUUUGCUGGGCGGCUCACAAGUACGGUAAAUGGGGAGCUCCAAGUGGAGUGCACAGGGGAAGGUGUUCUCUUUGUGGAAGCCAUGGCGGAUAACAAUCUCACUUUCCUCAGAGAUUUCGACCAUGUCUAUUCCUCAUUCCAACAGCUACUUUUACCGCUUCCACUUGGUACUAACGAUGUUCAGAAGUCCCAUCUUCUGAUUGUUCAGGUGACUCGAUUUAUAUGUGGGGAUUUCGUUGUGGGAGUGAAUUUCCAUCAUAGUAUAUGUGAUGGACAAGGAGCAGGUCACUUUCUUCAAGGCCUUGGACAAAUGGCAAGGGGAGAAUUUAAGCUCUCUAUAGAACCAAUAUGGAAUAGAGGGUUAUUGAAAGCAGAAGAGCUUAUACACCUCAACUUUUACAAUUUGAAUUCAACUAUGGAGAGUGCAUGCAAACCAAACUCACCUCCAAUAGUGGAGAAGUUGGUUCAAACAUCUUUUGCAUUGGCUUGGCAAGCAAACACAAAGGCUCUUCAAAUUCCAUAUAAUCAAAAUGUCAUGCUUCGAUUUGUAGUGGAUAUGAGUAGAUCAAUUAAUCCUCAACUUCCACAAGGAUACUAUGGGAAUACCAUGGGUAGGGCAAUUGUAGAAGAUACUAUGCAGGAUCUCAUAAAUGGACCUCUUUUGCGGGUUGUAAAAAUGAUAAAGAAGUCAAAAUUGUCACUAUAUGAAACAUAUUUGAUGCCAAGAAAGACUUGCCCACCUACAGUAAAUGGCCAUAAACAUGAAAAUGUACUUUAA